AUAACGGAGGUAUCCGUUGAACGGCCACCGUUAAUAACACAUUUUGCGAUGAAUGCUUUCGUUCACAAAGAAAACUACAUUCGCGAGUUUAAUCUAUCGCUAAAAUGGGCUGAAGUCCGUCGUUGUGCAAGUUUUGGGAGGGUUUACGAGAAUAGAGCCUUGAAAUUAGUUUGAAAUUGUCUAAAACUAGUUGGAAAUCUUUAAAAUUAUUUGGAAAUUCAUUUGUAAGAUGUGGUUUGCUCCUAAUCUCCAGAGAUCUUACAAGUACCUGACGUUAGUCAAGAUGCCAUCGCUGCGCAUCGACCAGAGCGAGCUGAAGUGUAAGAAUGGGUGUGACUAUUACGGGAACCCACAGUGGCAAGGCUACUGCUCCGAGUGUCAUCGGGAGCAGAAGGCUAAGCACCGGAGAGCAGAGAAAGAAAAGGCCCAAGCGUCAACGCUACCCCGCCCCGAGCACAGGACGCCCGAGCGGGAGCGGGGUCGCCUCGCCCCUCAUUCCUCCUUCUCUAAGUUUGAGGAGAAGCGGCUGCGGCAGAGCGAGACGCUGAAGAAGGCUAAUCUGCUGAAGUUUAGCGUGUUCAAGAAGAGUAGCACAGAUGACCACGACACACCAGAAAAGCGUGUAGAGUUCAAAGUCCCAACCUCCGUCUUCGAAAAUAUGAAGCGUGAUUUCCGUCAGCGAUUCCCUGAACUUUACGCGCAGGCGCCGAACAUAGAGCGCGACGCGCGUGCAAUAGUGGAGAAGCUGGUGCAUGACGUCAUCAAGUGUUCCGGGUUCCUGUCCGUUGAUGAGCUGUCCGAGAGAGUGCAGCGCCUUUACCAGCGCUACAUGAAACACAUGGACACUCACUACCCCAACGUGGAUUCCGAGAUGAAGGAGGUGCUUAUGGACUUUGUAGAGAAGCACGCCAUGACAUACUUACAUGAUCUUCCGUCAAUAGUAUUCUCCCCCUACGGUACUGACGAUGAGCGCCUAGACAGAGCGCUGUCGGAAAGGAUCCAGCAGUUAAGUUGGGUUGGAGAGAAACAACUGGAAUGUCGCUUAGCGGAACCUGCGAAAUGCCGUCAACUACUCUAUCGUGCUAUAAAUGAAUUGCUGGGCAUGGACAGCGCGCCGUCCCCUGGCGGCAAGCUGGCGCGAGUCCGGCGCUGCUGCCGCCACGUGCUGGCGCUGUGCGGCGCGCCGGCCUCCGCUGACGAUCUGCUGCCCGCCCUUAUAUUCACAGUAUUAAAGGCGAACCCACCUCGUCUGGUGAGUAACAUCAACUUCGUGACGCGGUUCUGCAACGCGCAACGUCUCAUGACCGGCGAGGGGGGCUACUAUUUCACCAACCUGUGCUGCGCGGUGUCGUUCAUCGAGAACCUGACCGCGGAGUCCCUCAACAUGGACAAGCAGGAGUUCGACGGCUACAUGGCCAUGCCGGCCUCCAUCGGGGGCAGCUCCUGGGCCGCAGCUCUUUCACUGUCCGCUGAACUUCGCGAGGCGGAAGAGCACAUGGCGCUGGCGAAGAAAUUACUCGCGCAGGCGCAAGAGAUCGAACGGGGUGCCGACGAUCUCGCGGCCAACGCUGAAACCUUCGAGAAAGAGAUAGCGAAGAAAGUGCAAGACGUCCUCACGAAGACACCCCUCGAGAUAAAACCACGUCGGACUCUUCCAAAAUUUGGGAAGUUUAAAACACUCAACUCUGAGCCGCUUGUCGACUUGGAUAUACCAUCACCGCCACAGGAAAGUAUAACUGACGAGACAAAAACUGAAGUGAAACAGGACACCAAAGAUGACUUGGAUGGAAUAUCAGAACCACCAAAACAGGAGAUUGUUCAACCUUUGAUACAGACAGAAGAACCAACCAACUCAGAACCUGAGCCUAGAGAGAGACUUAACAUCUUAGGCUUUGAAGAGCUAAACUCUCCUCCUAAAUCGCCUCAUUUAGAUCAGACCUGGGAUUUAAAGCAGACAAGCUCCAUGGAACUCCUUACUCCAUCUCCUCUAGGCUUCACGCCAUUCGACUCAAGAUCUAUAGACGAACUGAUGACUCCAGAUGAAUUUGGUUCCGAACACUUGCCUCCUGGCUUGAGCAAUAUCAACUAUGAUAUAGAUUUGUCAGACUUCAGCGGAGAUAAUAGUAUAGCAGAAGAUGCUCCUAAGGAGAAAGAUCCUUUCAGCCCAGAGAUGAAGAAAGAAGCCACCUUUGAUCCAUUUGCAGCAAGGGAUCCAUUUAGUCCUGUACAAGAAAUGUUUGAUCAGUUCACUCUUUUAGACUCGAAGAAUAAAUCGUCUGACCCAUUUGAAAUGAUUCCUAAAAAGGAUCCAUUUGUACCUGUUAGUUCUGUAAAAGAUCCAUUUAGUCCUGUGGUUACUAAAGAUUCUUUCAGUUCUGCAGGUAAGGAUCCUUUCAGUCCUGUAGUCAGCACUUCUGUUGAUAAAGAUCCUUUUAGCCCCUUAGUCAGUGCUGCUAAGGAUCCAUUUAGUCCUGGUAUCAGUUCUCAAACUAAGGAUCCGUUUAGUCCUGGUAUCAGUUCUCAAACCAAGGAUCCAUUUAGUCCUGAGCAGAACGCUUCUAUUUUGGAUGACGGUGACUCUCCCACGGCAGCUUGCCUUUUGCCAUCGCCGUUGUUACCCCAAAGUAGUGGAAAGAAAACUUAAAUAUGUAUUUAAAUACAUCAAAACGAGGCACCAACUUGGUCAAUUGGAAACAUGUCAGUCAAGAACUGAUACCCGACUACUUUAUUAGGUACAUACCUUAGAAUGGAUAUUAGAUAAUUGGUGGAUUUUAUUGUAAAAUAUUUCGUUAUUCGUACAAAUUAUUAUAUUUGGUGCUCCAACAUAAGUUUCCCUUAUAAUUAUAAAUUUUAUUUUUGAAUCUUGCACACUGUGAUUGUUGUUUGAAAUUAUGGAUUGUAAUUUAUUUUUAGUUUAUAUUAGUUAUAAAAAAUCUAAAAUGAAAUAAGUGAUUUUAUUGCAAAUUUUAAUACAAUAUCAUCACCAUGUAUACACCUGUAUUAAUAUAUCUGUUAAAAUGACACUAAAAUCAAUUUAUUUCUCUCGAAAAAUAGGUUACACAAGGAUCGUCAUGCCAAACAGUACCAUUUUUAAAGAGCCAUAAAAACUGUUCCAAUAAGAACCUACUUAAAUUUAUAUCUCAGACUGCAUUAAUUUCUAAAAAAAUUGUUAUGUUAAGAAAGUUGUUAUGGUAAACUAUUCAUAAUAAAGUGGUAUAAGUACACUAA
Messenger RNA from Cydia pomonella (codling moth), 3228 nucleotides. It is a transcript of the gene Rabex-5, whose product is annotated as rab5 GDP/GTP exchange factor. Gene Ontology annotation, molecular function: small GTPase binding; zinc ion binding; DNA binding. Gene Ontology annotation, cellular component: endocytic vesicle; cytosol. Bases 230 to 2644 code for a protein of 804 amino acids. The record is from RefSeq and is a predicted model, not a curated record. The transcript has 10 exons. Lineage: Eukaryota; Metazoa; Arthropoda; Insecta; Lepidoptera; Tortricidae. Gene Ontology annotation, biological process: vesicle-mediated transport.